This is a messenger RNA of Anguilla anguilla (European eel), 3299 nucleotides long. RefSeq names its product nudix (nucleoside diphosphate linked moiety X)-type motif 9 (gene nudt9). Lineage: Eukaryota; Metazoa; Chordata; Actinopteri; Anguilliformes; Anguillidae. The transcript has 8 exons. Bases 1845 to 2690 code for a protein of 281 amino acids. The record is from RefSeq and is a predicted model, not a curated record. Gene Ontology annotation, molecular function: ADP-ribose diphosphatase activity.
CUGAGAGAUGUGAUUGGACGACCUGCGCAGAACUGACUUCCAAAAGAAUUACUGCAAUGUGGCCUUUGUCAAAAUAUGGGUGGAGGCUUGACAACUCACGUCAUAAUAGCAGUUUCCCAGCAAUGUCGAGUACGGAAAUAAUAAUAAUUGCAGAUGACAGUAAUUCGCAUGUAAACAUGAGUCCUGCAAGUACCCCUUUCAUCGACAAAACUAUGUUCUCAUGUACUCAGGCCAUGGCACCAUCACAGUGCCCACGUUCCCGAUACCAGGUAUUUCCUCAUUACAUGCAGAUUAUGUGCACACGAGUUUGUGCCCAUGCACGCCAGAAGUACACGUAGAAGGCAAGUCUCGGCAGCUGAACUACAGUCUGGAAUGUGAUGUGCACAGGCAGCAGCACAAAACAAAAGGCAACCUUGCGUUCAGUUGUUCACAGAUCAUUGAUCAUUCCAAUUGCAUGAGGCAUGUUGGGUUGCCUCUGUUGCACUGUACCAGACCUGGGCACUUGGGAUAUGUAUGUUUUUUAAUGUAUUUGAAAUACUUUUAACUCUUUAGCUGCAGGUAUAACACAAAAACGCUUCUGCAAAUCCCUGAAACCUUUCAAUGAAGCAAUGUUACUAGCCAAAAUAUACAAUUACAUGAUAGAAGAUUUUUUUUCUCUGAAUAUUGGUGAAAAUAAAUAUAUAAAGUUGGUAGUAAUAUGUAGGAUGUCUCCUAGUGUCUUAAAAUCUUAGUAUUUUUAAACUAAGUAUUUUACCCAGGUUAUUGCACUCAAAAACUAUUAGUAAAUGUAUCAGUAAACAUAUCUCAGCUUCAAAUGAUUUAAUAUUGUUUAUGUACUGACCUGUGACGCCCUUAGUUUUGAUAAUAGACUUAGAUUGUGCUAUUGUUUAUUUUGUUCCUUUUUGCUUCCUUUCCAGCUCACAGUCAUGCAUUUUCAACCUUGAGUAUAGCAGCUUGUUUUAUUGCUGCCCAAAAUGGCGUAAAUAUAACCAGUGUUGUGAAGGGUCUGCUGACAGGGCUCUUAUCAGUAGGCAGGACAGAGCAAGGUGCAGUGGUUCGUUAUCUGGUUAGUUGCCUUGGUGCACAGCGCCUGUUGUAAUGAUCCGAUGUGUUGCUAGGGGCCUCAGACAGCAUCAGAGGAUGUAAGACACAAAGUGCUCUCAUACGGUGGUGAACUAAGGCAAUUACGCUUUGGAGUAUUGAUGGGGAUCAUCAGUCUGAGUGGGUGGAGAGGUCAGCAUCGAGGUCAGCGCCUACAGUAAGAAUUAGACAAGAGGCAGACACAGUGUAUGGAGGUGUUUGAAAGGGACUGUAUUAAGAGAUUCCCUCUUACAGCGUACAGAAUCAGAAUAGAACUACGUACUGUAGACAGUAUUCUCCACCCAACCGUAUCCAAGCAACUAAACUGCAGAAACAAGAACAUGUUUAGAAAUCAAUCUAUGUGUACAGGAGCUUUGUGCUGUGAACUGAACUGAAAAUGAAACGGUUUGCUGUUAUUUUUUCUGCUGCAAAAAUUACAUUAAUGUGUAGUGGAUGAUGCUAUUUUUGAAGAAGAAAAAAACGCUAACUAAAUGUUAAAAUGCAGUAAAUGUAAGGUGCUAUGAUUGUGAAGCCAUUAUGAUGCUAAAAUAACACUUAGCUAUGGGAAGCGUAUUCAGACACUGCAAAAAAUAUGCCGCUGGACACAGGAAAACUGUCUGCGCGAAUCAAGCUAUUUCUACCCACUCAAGUCAAUCAGUCAUCAUUUUUCAUGCCCGCUGACCCAGUGCACCUCUGCCACAAGAACCAGUGAAAUCGUCGGGCGCGCUCACAGCCACUGCACGCCGAUAUCCAGCCUGUGCACCAUGCCUUCUGUCGCGCAUGUCAAAGCCCGAUGCCCGCUGUAUCCCGGCUCGGACACCCGCAGGUUCCCGGUUCCGGACGACAAGGUGAAGUGGGAGACGACAUGGACGGACUAUAAACCCGUGAACUACACAGCUCCCUCUGUGCUGAAGAACCCGCCCUGGGCAGACCCAGACAUAGGAUCCUUUUCCCCAAAGUUCAACGCUGUAGACGGGUCUGUGGACAGGACAAGUCACGUGGGAACAUACAAAGUCGAGCAGGGAAGACCGCUGAAUCCUUGCGGCCGCACUGGUUUGGCUGGAAGAGGCUUACUUGGCCGGUGGGGUCCAAAUCAUGCAGCAGACCCUAUUGUGACCAGGUGGAAACGAGAUUCGGCUGGUCAGCGCGUUUUAAAUGCACACUCCAAGCUCCCGGUCCUCCAGUUCAUCUCCAUCAAGAGGAAGGACUGUGGGGAGUGGGCAAUACCAGGGGGUAUGGUGGACCCAGGGGAGGUGGUGACCCUCACCCUGCAGCGGGAGUUCUCAGAGGAGGCGCUGGACUCCCUAAAAGCCUCCCCCAAGGAGAAGGAGAAACUUCAGGAGCGUAUCACCCGGCUCUUCAGCUCGCCAGGCCUGCAGGUGUACAAAGGUUAUGUUGAUGACCCCCGAAACACGGAUAAUUCCUGGAUGGAAACAGUUGCCGUUAACUUCCACGACGAGACAGGGGACAGCGUGAGUGAGCUUCCUCUGCAGGCGGGCGACGACGCGGGUCAGGUGACCUGGGUGGACGUCGGCUCGGCGGUCCCGCUGUACGCCAGCCACUCGCAGUUCCUGGAGACCGCCGCCCGGGAGAGGCACGCCCACUGGUAGCCCGCCGCCCCGGGCGCGGAGGAAGAGCUGCGCGGUUUUCGAAAUUCGGCGCGGCGUUCCGCCGCCGGCAAUCAAAAUAAACACGUCGUCUGGAUCACGUGACGUCGCUGGUAAUUACGUUUUCAUCAGUAGGAGAGAGUAGGUACAAAUGUAACAGUUUUUGGAUUUUGCUCGUUUACUCAGAAAAUAUUUAGCCUAGCACUUUUUUACUUCAGAUUUUACUUCAAACAGCUUUGACAUGUCAGCAGUCAUUACCCGUUUCAGUUACGUUUAUAACUUGAUCGAGUCGGAUAUAAUUUAAACCAAUGCACAAGCAGUCCAGUGUUACACUGUUACACUCAUGCGACCUAUUCGGUAUAAUUGUUACAGAGGGGAGGAAUAAUUGUAACAGUAAAUGAUAAGGCCCUAUAAUGCGCAUAUGGAGGUUUUCUCAACACAUACUAAUGUUAAUCAAGGAAACACAUAUCCAUUGGUAAUGUGAGACCAGCCACAUCCUCAGAAACCGUACAGACUUUUCAAGGACAGAUGACUGCUUAGAAUGAUGUAUGAUUUAAUUAUUGUAUAAAAAAAAGCCUUGUAUCCAAAAAUUACUUCCAGGACAGAUUUUUA